This is a messenger RNA of Peromyscus maniculatus bairdii (prairie deer mouse), 3856 nucleotides long. RefSeq names its product ring finger protein 170 (gene Rnf170). The record is from RefSeq and is a predicted model, not a curated record. Gene Ontology annotation, molecular function: ubiquitin protein ligase activity. Lineage: Eukaryota; Metazoa; Chordata; Mammalia; Rodentia; Cricetidae.
GCGAAGGUGGAGCGGCUGACGUGGGCGCGUCUCGGUGGCUGUGGGGGCGGGUUUGGCCCGGCUGAGGAGAGCCAGCCAGCCGUGCCUCCUUUGGAGCCCCCUCUCCCGCAAAACUUUCCUCGAAGUGAGAGAGGGUGGACGCCAGUUCACCAGUGCGUAAGGACCACCCCCCCCCCCCCGGACUGUCCCUAAGGCCUGUUUCUCGUCGUGUUGGGAAUUGGCUCCAUUGAGUUUAGGGCGUCUCAGAACAAUGCUAUAAUAAACAGUCUUCUACCUGGACCUUGAUGCAAAGGCAUUGGCGUUUUCAAGACCCCAAGACACAAGAUACAUGCUUUGGAGUCGUAGGAGAAUUGUGCAUUCAAAAGACCUGUAAUGGCCAAACACUACAGUGAAGUUCCAAGUUUGCAACAAGAUGAUUCAGUUAUAGAAGGAGUAAGUGACCAAGUGCUUGUGGCGGUGGUGGUCAGCUUUGCUUUGAUUGCUACUCUCCUGUACGCGCUUUUCAGAAAUGUACAGCACAACAUUCAUCCAGAAAACCAAGAACUAAUCAGGGUGCUUCGAGAGCAACUUCAAACAGAACAGGAUGUCCCUGCUCCUGCUCGACAGCAGUUCUACACUGAAAUGUACUGUCCAAUCUGCUUACAUCAGGCCUCCUUUCCUGUUGAAACAAACUGUGGACAUCUUUUUUGUGGUUCCUGCAUCAUUGCAUACUGGCGCUAUGGGUCCUGGCUCGGUGCGAUCAGUUGUCCAAUCUGUAGACAAACGGUAACUCUACUCCUAACAGUAUUUGGUGAAGACGAUCAAUCUCAGGAUGUUGUAAGAUUGCGUCAAGAUGUUAAUGAUUAUAACCGGAGAUUCUCAGGGCAGCCUAGAUCUAUUAUGGAAAGAAUCAUGGAUCUCCCCACCUUGCUGAGACAUGCAUUCAGGGAAGUGUUUUCAGUUGGGGGUCUCUUCUGGAUGUUCCGAAUUAGGAUAAUGCUUUGUUUAAUGGGAGCUUUUUUCUAUCUAAUAUCGCCUCUAGAUUUUGUACCUGAAGCCUUGUUUGGAAUUCUGGGCUUUCUAGAUGACUUCUUUGUUAUCUUUUUGUUGCUUAUCUACAUCUCUAUUAUGUACAGAGAAGUGAUAACCCAAAGACUAGCUAGAUGAGAAAAAUUAGUUUACUAGAAUAUCCGAGCUUAUAUAAAAAAUCCAACAAAAGGAUCCAUGGCAGUAUCAAUCACCCAACUAUUAUUUUACAAGCUUAAAGCUUUUGGUUAUCAUUUGACAAAUGCCUAACAGUAUACAACUGGAAUUUUUACAUAAUACAGGUUCUAAUGUUAAGAUGAGAUUAUAGUCAUCUACAGCUUUAUCUCAAUUCUUUGUGUCUGUAAAAAAUAUGGAACCAAUUGAAAAAGGAUACUUUGUUGUUUUCUUUUUCUCCAAAUUACUUAGCUUAAUUAGAUACAUAGUUUAAUGUUGCUAAAUGUACAAAUCCUCCUCCUCAGUGGGUACCCAUACAAUAACAGAGAACUUUGUUUUUGUUAACGUCAGAUAUUGUAUGACACUAGGGAAAGCCAGUGUCUCGUGUUUCCUAAGCUUUGUGGACCUGGAGCAGCUCUGCCUUUUCAGUUGUGUCUGAUUCCUUGUGAUCAGCUGAAAAGGAAAGGAACCUCAACUUCCUGAUUUGACUGUAUUUCAGUCUAUGGAUAAUUAACAAAGUGAAAAAAAACGUGCAUCUGCUGGAGACACUUUUGACAUUCAGUUGUGACAUUUAACCAAGAGUUGGCCUUUUUAUAGAAACAACUAUUAAAGUAACUUGUAGCCAGUUGUGAUGGCUUUGUACUUGUAAUUUCUGCACUCAGGAAGCUGAGGUAGGAGACUGCCCAAGUUCAAGGUCUGCCUGGGCUCUAUAAUGAGUUCCAGGUCAACUUGAGCUUUAGAGUAAGGUCCUGCUCAAACCAAAAGCAAGGCUGUGGGUAAAGGUGCUUGCUGUUAAGCUUGACAACUCAGGUCCGAACCCUGGGUCUCACAUAGUGGAAGGAGAGAACAGAUUCUAUAAGUUGUCCUCUGACCUUCACAUGUGCACUGUGGCCCAUGUGUGUGCACACACACAAAGUAAAUAAAAGCAAUUAAAGAGAAAACAUGAAAGCAGCUUGUAAAGGGAACUUAUUUUGUUUUAGGAACUUAAGUAAUAUUGCAAACACAGUAGUUUGACACGUUUUUGAGGAAACAGGAUCUUCACUUCUGUUGGUGUUAGGGGCUUUGGGGAGGUAGUAAGAACAGUAUUUAUAUUUUACAAAGUAUGAGUUAACUCUUGCCGCAGAAUGAAGACAUUUGAUUAGUUGUCUGUUGCCCUGAAAAUGCAAAUACUAUCUUGUAGGUGACAAUAUUUGGCUCAGAUUCAUCAUGUCUUGGGCAGAAUGAGGAAAUGUGUAGGAGAUGACUAUAUGGUGAGGUUCACUUGUUUUCUGAUAGUCCUGACACAGAAUGUAAGGCCUGUGGUUCUCUUAAGCGUGAGAUCCUCAUUCCAGCUGACACUGCUUACCGGAGAGCAGCCAACAGGAGCGUGUAAGAUGAUGCCCAGAGAUCCUUUGUCAUCUGAAAUUAUCAUUGUCAUCGUAGUCAGCAUCAGUGUGUGUAUUUAGGAACAGGACAUAAAGCUAAAAUCUGUCACAUUCCCAAAUUAAUCAAAUUAGCUACCAAAUAAUGAGAUUCUGAAUGAAAUGUCAAUUUGUUUCCCAAUUUAGACUCAAGAGAGCUGUUGUCUGCCAUUAGAAACAAAAUACCAAAAAACAACACUUAGAUAUAACAUGAUCAAUGCAAUUUCUCAUAAUUUUUCCUCUUAUCCAUAGGGAAUUUUCUAAGCAAGGUAGAAUGUCAUCAGCUUCCUGUUUCAGAGAAGAAAUCUUCAUCCUGUGGAUGAAAAAUUUUUGUUUUAUUUCCUAACGUAUAAUGGAACUAGUGAUAUUUAGAUAGACACAAAAGCUAGUUUGAGAAGCUGGAAUUCUUUGGAAGUCAGGUUUUCAUAAUUAUUCCUUCACUGGAACAGUUUUGGUGCUUCUGAGCAGAAAGCUCAAGAAGGGAAAUUCAUCAACGGCUUCAUCAAUCUUGAGUGUAUACUUCCAAAUCAAGUACGAGUGGCACACACCAUAGAAAUUGGCCACUCAUCACUAACUUGGAAAGCUGUUGAAUAGUAGGAGCUUGUUACCAGACUGGAAAACAUUUUUUUUCCUUUUAAAACACCUUUUCAAAAUUCAGUGUGGGCUACCGACAGUGUGAUUUUCUGAAAUGAUUUUAUUUACUGGCGUUCUGUUCCAGAUGUCAGUUCUGUAAUAUUUGGAGUUACUGCUAAUACCUGGGAAGGGGUGUGCUGUACAAAACCACUGUGUGACUGACGUUUUCCUAAACCAAAAGGGAACAUACUGAUAUCUCAGAAUCUUCUACCUCCCACUCCCUCCUCUUUACUGAUCAUUAAAGAUCCAUGCAAAAUCAAUUGGAAGUUUUUAAGCAAGUGCAGUCAAUCAGUGUUUUAAACAUCACAGUGAUACGUCUGUGCUCAGAGGUCAUGAAAAGCAGCAAUUUGGCUUUUUAAACAAAACAUAGUCACAGAAGAGAUGGUGUAAGCCCAGAACAGACAACAAUCUGAGCAGCUCUCUGGGAAUGAGAAGGGAAACGCAGGUUAACAGCUCCCUAGAACAGGGGUUCGGCCGCCUGCCACCCUCAGUGGUCCACAGGACAGCGGACUGUUCCCGGGGCCCGCCCACGGCUGUGCAGAUGCCUACCUCAGGCCGUGCAGAAGCUCAGAGGCUUCUCUCAAGUUUGUGAUCUGGAGUUUGUUCAGAGUUUAUUCUUUGGAAUAAAAAUAGUGUAUCUAAAA